Molecule: messenger RNA, 1306 nt
Organism: Perognathus longimembris pacificus (Pacific pocket mouse)
Lineage: Eukaryota; Metazoa; Chordata; Mammalia; Rodentia; Heteromyidae
Gene: Ctse
Product: cathepsin E
Exons: 9
Biological process (GO): proteolysis
Cellular component (GO): endosome
Molecular function (GO): aspartic-type endopeptidase activity
Source: RefSeq, a predicted model, not a curated record
GCAAGGCAGGUCCCAAUAUAAGGGAGAAUUGGUUCCCCUGUCCUGGACAAGAGGAAAAAGGAGAGAACGAGACCCACGGCGACACUGUGAGAGGAAGCUGCUGGUCCGACCGCCAUGAAAACAUUCCUGUUGCUGUUGGUUCUGGUGUCACUGGAGCUGGGACAGGUGCAAGGAGCCCUUCACAGGGUGUCCCUCAUGAGGCGCCAGUCCCUCCGGAAGAAGCUGCGGGCCAAGGGACAGCUCCCUGACGUGUGGAAGUUCCAGAAGAACCUCGACGCGUCCCAGCUCACAGAAUCCUGCACCCUGGGCCAGAGUGUCAAUGAGCCCCUGGUCAACUUUGUGGAUGUGGAGUAUUUUGGCAUUAUCUCCAUUGGCUCCCCACCGCAGAACUUCACUGUCAUCUUUGAUACUGGCUCCUCCAAUCUCUGGGUCCCCUCCGUGUACUGCACCAGCCCAGCCUGCAAGAAACACUCCAUGUACCAUCCAUCUCAGUCCAGCACGUACAGCGAGGUGGGGACCCCGUUCUCCAUUCAGUAUGGGAGGGGCAGCUUGACGGGCAUCAUCGGAAUGGACCAAGUCUCCGUGGAAGGGCUGACUGUGGUUGGCCAGCAGUUUGGGGAAAGCGUCACUGAGCCUGGGCAGACCUUUGUGUAUGCAGAGUUUGAUGGAAUCCUGGGUCUGGGGUACCCCUCCCUGGCUGCUUCAGGGGUGACCCCAGUGUUUGACAACAUGAUGGCCCAGAACCUGGUGGACCAGCCGAUGUUUUCUGUCUACAUGAGCAGUGAAGGCGAUCAGGGCAGCGAGCUGACUUUCGGAGGCUACGACCCCUCCCAUUUCUCCGGGAGCCUGAAUUGGGUCCCAGUCACCAAGCAAGGUUACUGGCAGAUCGCCCUGGACGGCGUCCAGGUGGGGGAUACCAUGAUGUUCUGCGCUGAGGGCUGCCAGGCCAUCGUGGACACGGGGACCUCCCUCAUCACCGGCCCCUCCCAUGACAUCCAGCGUCUGCAGCAGGCCAUCGGGGCCACGCUCGGGGUGGAAUCGUGAUAUUCUGUGUUGACUGCCAACCUCGAUGUCAUGCCCAGUAUCACCUUCAUUAUCAACGGGGUCAACUACACCCUCAGCCCAAACGCCUACACCCUGCCGGGCUACCUGAAUAUGGACUACUGUGAAAGUGGCUUUGAAGGCCUUGACAUCGCGCCUCCAUACGGGCCUCUGUGGAUCCUGGGGGAUGUCUUCAUUAGAAAGUUCUACACCAUCUUUGAUCGUGGGAAUAACCAAGUGGGGCUGGCCACCGCAGUGCCCUAAG